ACACACACAGACACACACGCCGACAGACAGACCUGCAAGCGGACUUCCAGCACAUUCACAGCUCCACUGAACUUGGCUCAUGCUGCCGUUGCUCUGACAGAAGAGAAGAAGACACACACACACACCUCCGUGGGAGAGCUCAGAUAAAGACGUGCCUUCAGUCUUGGAGUGGCGCUGUCACACACUGAUAUACAAAUACGCAUUUAGACAAAUACACAGGCACAGUCAGGGAGCCACACACAUUCCCACAAACUGACACACUCACUUCUCACACACACACACAGGGGAGCAAACAGUCUCUCUCUCUUUCUUGCUCGCUCAGCUGCUCUCCCUCCCUCUCUCUCUCUCCCUCCCAUACACACACACAUACACACACACACACACACACACACACACACACACACACACACACACACACACACACACCACUACAGUAUAUCAGCGAGUGACUAGCGGAGAGCCAGAGGGGAGUGCAGAAAUGAAUGUGAAGAUCCUGACGCUGGUGAUUGUGCUCUUGGUGUCUCUGCUGUGUUCUGCCAGUGCUGGUCCCAUGGCCUCCACGGAGCAUGGCAGAGAGCUGGAAGAGGCGGCUACAGUGAGAAAAAUGGUCCAGCAAAACCCUGCGAGGGGUGGUCAGACCCACAGACCAGCCGGCUGGAAGAGGAGACGCCCACGGCCACGUCUUUCCCACAAGGGGCCCAUGCCGUUCUAGAGCAAGGCACUGCUUUGAGCGCCCUCCCCCAGGUUCUGAUUUCUAUGCUCUUCCUUUGCCUUGGGGGGCCUUGCAACGAAGGGCCUACGCUUGCCCAGCCUGAAGAGUGAUGUCCAUAGCACCUGCUGGUUCUUCAAGCAACUCUGUCCACAAAAAAUCAGGACAAGCCGCUCACCCUCAGCUCUAAGAGGAAUUGGGGGCAGGGAAGGGGGGUGGGGGUAUGAGCUAUCAGACUCUAUUUCUCUGUCUCUCUCUCUUUCUCUAUCUCUCACUCCCUCACUACUUAUCUAUCUCUGUCUUCUCCCAAGUGUUUUUUUUUUCAAUUUUCCUAUCAUUUGCUUAAUAGAGCCCAAACAUAGCGAUCUCCCUGAGUGUCUCACACACUUUGCAUGACAUGUGGUGGAGAGGGAGCCCGGUCAAAACAAUCUGAGUCUUAAAGCAUCUGUCACUUCUCCACAGUGUGGUAUUCCCAUCUCUCAGAUCCAAGGUUACUGCAGCCGCUGAUUUCAUUGCUGUGUAGCUACUUCACGGCUUUACUAACGGGAGAGGGUGCUGAUUAUGCGGAAGGGUAGUGUCUGUUUUAAUAGUUGACAAUAGCAAAUAUUAAGUUCACUUACGAUACUCUGGAUGUCUGCUGCGAAAAGGAAUUCAAGGUUUCGUGUUGAAAAUGGAAGAGCAAGAGCAUCACAUUUGAAUGACAUUAUAACCAUCGCUUAAUUAUCAUUAUUAAUGGUGCUUUGUACCUCCUAAUGACAGUACGUCCACAUGCAAAGUAAAGCUGGACUGAAAAGAGAGCACAUAUUGUCAAAACAAUCUAUUUAAGUGACAGAAUAAUUCCUUCAUUUAGGAGAUUCUUUAAUCCAAAGCUAUUUUGGUGUUUCUGAACUCAUUAACACCUUGGGGGGGGGGUUUACCGACGCGCUCAAGGUUACUGUAACAUGUCCCACCUUGGAUGAGUCCUUUGACUCCAAAUCCCAAUCCCAAUCCUGUCCCCAAUCCCCAACCUUCUCAUCACACUGCUGCCCUGCGCAGCUGCUCUACACGACUGUUAACUGGCAGGGGCAGUCUGCUCCACAGACAGGCUGCCUUGCCUUUUAAUGAAGUGCCAAAUAAUAACCUUCUCCACAAUGCUGCCAGGAACGAAGGAAUGAAAGGUUAGGGAGAAACACAUUACCUCUUGUUUGAAGUCUUGAUACACUGACACAUUAUGCAUUUUAAAUUUCUGCAAGAAAUCCCACGUGAGACAAUGUUAGCAAGGAGGAAAGUUAAAAAAGAAAAAAGGAAACUUCAAAGUAUAUAUCAGCUCAGUUAAUAUGCCACCAUGAUCAGCCUACCACUAGUGCUCUGGCUGUUCUAAUAUUCAGCAUAAGGCUGGUUUGACCCUUUGACCGAUAUCUUUCACUGACAAAAUGCUAUGCCUUUCCAUCAUACUGGAAUAUAUUACUGUUUAUGUUUAUUUCUGUGUUUUAUUUCUUUUUUCUCAGGGUGCUGUGAUAGAGGCUUGUACUAGAGCAGUCUAUUUUGUGCAUUUAUUUAACAAAACACAAACAUACAGUACAUUUAAAGCUUAUAUGAGCAUAUUUUCGUAUACUGUAUCUUUACUCUCCCUCUAUGUAUUCACCAAUAUAGCCAUGUAUCCAGAUUCAGUCCUUUCUAGUCAUGAUACUUUCCCUACAUUAUGUUGGGUACAGUUGCCUUUCUAGUCUGCCCUUCCACAGCACAGGUGGUCGUGGCUUUGAUCAUUACGCUCAUUAAAUCCUAGAGUUAAUCUUUCUCAGAUGGAUCUCCCCAAGGCUGGCCGGGGCCACAUAGUCUGAGCUCAUUGUUAAAUUGGCUUAGACUGAAACCACACCCUUCCCCCUUCCCAAUCCUCAAACCCCUGCUGAUUCAGUAUGUAACCAUGUAACAUAUUAGGACUGUAACCUGUAGAGCAGCCACCUUGCAAUUGUUCGAUGUGUAUUAGGUAUGCGGAGCAACUUCCUAGUUGUUUUUUUCAUUCGGAUUUUAGGUGAAAAUCUGAUUUCAAUCCACUGCAAUUCAAUAAGCAAACGCUCCUAUUUCAAGUCAGUUAUGACCACAUAAGCAACUGGCAGGUUAACCUAGAUUUCCAACAACUUUUCCCUCUCACCAUGUCUCAUGCAAAUAUUAUAAUAAAAUGCAGAGUCUUCUCAGUCCCAUCAUGAGAAGCUUUUAUUAAGACAGCAUCUAAAAUCACAGUGGUAAUCCACCCAGCCAAACUCACCUUGAUUAAAAAUGUAUUAAAUCCUAGGGCACUGUGAAGAGUAAUAAUUUCAGUUCCACCAUUAUUUUUUCAUACCCUCUCAGACAGAGAUGUAGAUUUCAUUAAUGCUCCUCGGGAGUGAGACAGCUUUGCUCAGGAUGUCUCAUGUAUUAUUGGGGAAGAUAGUAAGAAGAUAUGAGCUGGGGAUGGAAGUUCAAAGCCGCAGGAGUUGGGAUGCUGGAAGUAGACUGGGUCAUGACAAGGGGUUCAAAUCAAUAUUUCCCCAUCUCAGAAGUUAUUGUUACAGAGCCGAGCAACGUCUGUAUCCGCACUGUUCUUCAUGAAUGUAUCCUCACCAUCUGCACCAGCCAUGCUGCCCUUUCAGAGACCAGAGCAAACCAAUGUUUAUGUAAAAUACUCUUUUUAAUCUUGGUCUGGUUAUCAGUUGAAUCCAAAAAUCAUAAGCCAACAAAUAGACAUGGCUUUGCUCCAAGACUUCUCUGUAUGGGUUUGUAAGGCUGCACCUUUGCAAUUCCAUUAUGCUGCUGGAAAAAUACACCCUGAAAACAAGAGUCUCUUGGUAUGGAAUGGUUUUCCAGUGUGUUGUGACAAUUUUUUUGUCUGAUUCUUGUCUAGCUGGUUGUCCAAAGCUUACUUUUUGAAUACAGUGUGAAGAGCUGUAUCUUUUGUGGAUGUAACAAAAUAGAAAAGUAGUCUGCAGCACAAUAUGUCGUGGACACGUGAAAGCUUUCAGGCGUUCUUUUCUUGUAGAUGAUAGCCCACAGUCCUCCCCUGCACAUCAGGUUAAUGGGCCUUGUGGUGUGGAAGGACAAGCACGUCCAGGCUCAAACUGAAAUGGUAAACCAAUACAUUAUGCUCGGGGAGCAAAACCAUUUUCCUUAAUGGUCUUUUCCAGCAAGGCUUACACAAGAGAAACGAUUCCUAUCCUCUCAAUGUUUCCUCUCCAGUUCCUCUUCUCUGUGACCGUCACAAGGCCUGAGUAAUGUUCCUAUGCACUUGUUAGCAUGUUUUCCUGGUAGAAAAAUGUUUGUUCUGAGAACUUUCCCCUUUGUGUUUAGUUCUUUUUGUCCAAAUGUAUUUGGCUGGGAGUGUGUAAGGAGUGGCGAUGAGCAGAGAGAUAGAUUUGAGUUACUGGUAGAGACAAGAAUAAGCUAGCAGCAGGUUUUAAAAUAUUAGCUUAGUCAUUGAUCUCUGUUUCCCAUUAGUUAUAGUCACAACCCUGACACAAAAAUACAACAGAAAAACACCAGGUUUUUAUGUUCUUGUUUUUUUUUAUCCUAUUGUCAUUCUAUACUCAGUUCUCUACCAGUUAAAAUUCCUUUAAAAUCACACUGAACCAAACAUUUCACUCAUUGUGAAAAUGGAAACAGAGUUGGCAUGCAACACAUUCCAUGAUUUUACCUUGUGAAUCUCUAAGCCCAUCAAACUGUAUCAUGUUGGCCUUCAGAGUGGGUGUCUGCAAGAUCAAGUGGCUGAUAUUCAAUCCAAUGCAUUCACACAUUUCCACCGGCCGGGCAAUCCAAAGGAUAACUAGAUUUUAUCUCCCAUGGGAAAUGAUUAAGAUCUGUCAUUAUCUUGGAGCCUCAAAAUGAGACUUCCUACACCCAGAAUAGCACAGGCCCCUCCUGCCUUGAUUGCGACACAUUCUCCAUCUAUGUAACCACUGUGUCCAAGAUCAGCUACAUUUAGAACAAUCUGAAGAGAGAUGCAGUCUGUAGGUUUAUCCAUCGCAACAGUGUUACUAGGUCUCAAGCAGAUACCAUUUAAAAGACAAUGUAUUACUCCUGAAAAUUAUAUUCUGUUUAUGGUGUGUGCUCAUAUUACUCACCAGGCCAAAUGUACAGUCCCUGUCUCUGUUUUGAUGUUGAACUGGGCAAAAAUAAAUGACAUAAAUAAAUAAAUAAAACAAGUGUAUCAGAAAUGGUUGAAAUACUGUGUACAUAUUUAAACUUUUGGUUUCUAAUUUAUAAAAGAUAAGCUUUAGCUCUUGGAGUACUUAUUUUAUUUUUUCCUUUCAUGUGUAGCUUUGUGUUUUUAUUUUCUAUUUCUGUAAAGUGUGUAAAUAUAUCUUUAUGAUAAUAAGUAAUAUUAAAAAUCUUAUUUUAAGAAAA
Molecule: messenger RNA, 5065 nt
Organism: Siniperca chuatsi (mandarin fish)
Lineage: Eukaryota; Metazoa; Chordata; Actinopteri; Centrarchiformes; Sinipercidae
Gene: apln
Product: apelin
Exons: 3
Coding region: 479-712 (77 amino acids)
Biological process (GO): signal transduction
Molecular function (GO): hormone activity; apelin receptor binding
Source: RefSeq, a predicted model, not a curated record